This is a messenger RNA of Punctularia strigosozonata HHB-11173 SS5, 702 nucleotides long. RefSeq lists its product as uncharacterized. NCBI's taxonomy places the organism in Eukaryota, Fungi, Basidiomycota, Agaricomycetes, Corticiales, Punctulariaceae. The annotation marks the transcript as partial. Gene Ontology annotation, molecular function: protein binding. The transcript has 2 exons. The record is from RefSeq and is a predicted model, not a curated record.
AUGGAAAGCGGGGUUUCGGAACAAAUCCACGAGGCAGUGAAUCUUGCACGGCAAGCGUUACUGGAAAACAGAAGCAGCGACAAGCAGCGGUACUUGCGGUGUCUCGCGAUCUCCCUCCGUUUGCGGCACGAAUCCUUGGGCGAUCGACAGGAUCUCGACGAAGCUAUCGCUACUGUAGCGGAAGCAUUACAGAUUUGCCCUCCUACGCACAUUCACAGAGGUUCUUUGCUGCUUAGACAAAUGCUGAUAUACGCUUUGCGCGGAAGGUUUGUGCGAAACGGCGACCCGCGCGAUCUUGAAGAGGCGAUUGUAAUAGGGCAUCAGGUCAUGGAAACGAUUCCACGGGAAGAUAUCGGUCGACACGCAACGGCCGGUAUGGUGGCAAAUCUGCUCCUGGACCGUUUCAUGGAGGCAAACGAUGUAGAAGAUCUCAACACGGCACUUUCCCUCGUUCACGACGCUAUGACGGCUCUGUCCCCCUCAUAUAUACACAGCGACGAAUUCGCAAAAACGGCGAUCUCAUGUUUGACUAUGCGAUUCGAAGCUCGCCGAGAUGUGAACGAUCUCAAAGAAGCCAUAUCCUUUGCGGAGAAGUUGCACGACUCUUUGCCCGAGGGGCACGUGUCCAAGCUCGAUUCAGUCCUAAGAUUGGCGCGAGCACUCCUCCUGCGCGGGCGUCACAACAGGGACCUCACCGACAUC